This is a messenger RNA of Quercus robur (English oak), 459 nucleotides long. RefSeq lists its product as uncharacterized. Bases 1 to 459 code for a protein of 152 amino acids. The record is from RefSeq and is a predicted model, not a curated record. The transcript has a single exon. Lineage: Eukaryota; Viridiplantae; Streptophyta; Magnoliopsida; Fagales; Fagaceae.
AUGCCGCUUGAACAAGUGCUUAUGCAAAUUAAUGAUGAUCCUUCCUUAAAGUGGCCAGAAAAAAUGAAAGGAGAUCCCAACAAGCGCAAUAGAAACAAGUAUUACCGCUUCCACAGAGAUCAUGGACAUGACACAGACAAAUGUUUUGAUUUGAAGCAGCAGAUAAAGAAUCUCAUUAGGCAAGGACAAUUGAGAAAUUUCAUUGGACGAGAUCACAAGGAUAAGAAGUUGAAGGGAAAGCUAGAAGAGUCGUCACGACCCCCACUUGGAGAAAUAAGAGUUACCAUAGAAGGGACCUUGACAAGACAAUCUUCCAAGUCAAGGAAGAUGUACCUAAAGGUAGUGCAAAACGUCCAACGUUCUGGACGAUCCCCAAGGAUGAGGGUAACGGACGAGCAAGCCAUUAAGUUCGACGAAUAUCUUAUAUUACCCUACCUUCCAACAAUGAGGCUUGGAUGA